Contarinia nasturtii (swede midge) is the source of this 668-nucleotide messenger RNA. RefSeq names its product DNA polymerase epsilon subunit 3-like. Gene Ontology annotation, cellular component: CHRAC; epsilon DNA polymerase complex. Gene Ontology annotation, biological process: leading strand elongation; heterochromatin formation; DNA damage response. The coding region runs from base 106 to 531 and encodes 141 amino acids. Gene Ontology annotation, molecular function: protein heterodimerization activity; chromatin DNA binding. The record is from RefSeq and is a predicted model, not a curated record. Lineage: Eukaryota; Metazoa; Arthropoda; Insecta; Diptera; Cecidomyiidae. The transcript has 2 exons.
GUCAAAUGUCACAAACAAAGUUUUGGCGUUUAUUUUCUUUGCAACAAAAACUCAUUUAUAAUUGUAUAUCGAAUAUUUAUUAUUCGAAACAAAAGUCGGGUCAAUAUGGUUGAGCGCAUUCAAGAUUUGAAUUUGCCUAACACGAAUAUUAUAAAGAUUAUCAAAGAUUCCCUGCCAUCCGAUGUAACCAUGGACAAAGAGGCUCGAAUCGCAAUUGCUCGUGCGACAUCAGUAUUCAUAAUGUAUUUAUCAUCAAAUGCUGCUGCCAUGGCACAUAAAAAGAAUCAUAAAACUUUUAGUGCUCAGGAUGUUCUCGAUUCAAUAAAUGAAAUGGAUUUUAAACAUUUUACCAUUCCAAUGAAAAAUGCUUUAAUCACCUAUCAAAAAUCAAUGAAAGAAAAAAAAACAAAAAAAAAUUGCCUUGAAGUACGCAAUACAACUGUAUCGCCAACCAAAAGUGUAAACAAUAAAAAUCCAACGCCAACUCUUACUGUAUCACAAGACAUCAUCGAAAUUGAUGACAGUGAUUAGCAUAAGUCAUAAGAUUUAAAAGCAAGUUUUCAAAAUUUUCAGUAUUUUCAUAUCAACGUCAUUUCAGUCAUAUGCAUUAUUUUAAAGAAAGCAAAAAUAUGAAAAACACAAAUAAAUAAAUACAUAGUAAUUUUCAA